CUCUCUCUCUCUCUCUCUUUGGGAGGAUUAUUUGUUUUGCCUCAGCGAAAGUCCGCACGAGAGCUUUAUAGGGAUUUUUUAGGAUGUUGUGUAAGAGGAAUUUGAGGUGUUUGGCUGGGUGUCUGGCUCUGCUGGGUGCUCUGGUGGGGCAUUUAUCCGGAGAGAUGCCCGGGAGAAGCCAGUUUCAGGUGGAGCGCAGUUCACAAGCCGCCGAAAGCCGAGUGAGGAGACGCGGCAAGCAGGAGUCCCUCAGAGGGCGAAAUGUGUGUGGAUCUCGUUUGCACUCCUACUGCUGUCCAGGGUGGAAGACUUUGCCUGGGGGCAACCAGUGUAUUGUGCCCAUAUGCCGUAACAGCUGUGGUGAAGGCUACUGUUCCAGGCCCAACAUGUGCACUUGCUCCACUGGUCAAAUUGCUCCUUCUUGUGCUGCCAAAACAUCUCAGCAGUGUAGCAUCAGAUGUAUGAAUGGAGGUGUGUGUGAAGGGGAUCACUGCCAGUGUCAGAAGGGUUACACAGGAAACUACUGUGGGCAGCCGGUAUGUGAAAAGAAGUGCCAGAAUGGAGGACGUUGCAUUGGGCCCAACCGGUGUGCAUGUGUGUAUGGGUUCACAGGUCCACAGUGUGAAAGAGAUUACCGAACAGGUCCAUGCUUUUCAAAGGUUGUGAACAAGAUGUGCCAGAGCCAGGUGAGUGGCAUUGUGUGCACUAAGACGCUGUGUUGUGCUACUGUUGGCCGAGCCUGGGGUCACCCGUGUGAAGAGUGCCCUGCUCAACCACAACCCUGCCUCAGAGGCUUCAUCCCCAGCAUCCGCACCGGAGCCUGCCAAGAUGUUGAUGAAUGCCAGGCUAUGCCAGGUCUGUGCCAAGGAGGAAACUGCAUCAACACAGUGGGCUCAUUCGAGUGCAAGUGUCCUGCUGGGCAUCGCCUGAAUGAUGGCACAAAUAAGUGUGAGGAUGUAGACGAAUGCACCACCAUUCCACAUGUGUGUGAAGGAGGACAAUGCACCAACUCAGUUGGUAGUUUCUCCUGUGCGUGUCCAUCUGGAUACGUGCUGUCCGCCGACAAGACCCGAUGCUUUGGCCAGCACAAAGGUUCUUGCUUUGCAGCUGUGUUGAGUGGACGCUGUGCUCAUGAGUUGUCUGGGCGCCACACUAAAGUGCAGUGCUGUUGUGACCGUGGCCACUGCUGGGCCCGAGGGACAGUGCCAGAGAUAUGUCCUAGCCGUAGAUCUGAUGAAUUCCACAGGAUGUGUUUAGAAGGAGGAUAUCCAGAUGUGGAUCCUGGCAUUAGAGGGGACAGAGUGCCUCAGCAGCCCUAUGGACAUGAUGGCCAACCACUUUAUCCAACAAAUGGGAAUGGUCCUGUAUAUCCAGAGCUUCCGCAGAUCCCUCAAAUCCCACAAAUCCCUCAAAUCCCUCAAAUCCCUUAUAUUCCCAAUAAUGGGCAGGGUCAUGGAAAUGGACAAAGACCACACGGACCUGUAGUUAGUUUAAAUCAGACGACAAACAAAUGCCUGCUGAUGCCAAACUUGUGUCUUAAUGGUCACUGUAUCCCAGUGGGGUUUGGCCACCGCUGUGAGUGUAACAUCGGCUACCAAGUGGACAGUCAAACGGAGUGCUCAGAUAUAGAUGAAUGUGCUUCUGACCCAUGUGCAAACGGAGACUGUGUGAACACUGCCGGCUCUUACUACUGCAAGUGUCAUACAGGCUUUCACAGGCCGCCAGGCAAGCAGACCUGCUUUGACACUGACGAAUGUCUGCAUAACGGCAUGCUUUGUCAGAACGGCCGCUGUCUGAACAUGGCGGGCAGCUUCCAGUGCAUCUGCAAUUCAGGCUUCCAGCUAACACCGGAUGGCAGGAACUGUAUGGACCAUGACGAAUGUUCCAUAACAAACAUGUGUUUGAACGGCAUGUGCAUCAACGAAGACGGCAGCUUUAAAUGUGUGUGCAAACCUGGUUUCACGCUCGCCUCUAGCGGUCGCUACUGCACAGAUAUUGAUGAGUGCUUGACCCCUGGGAUCUGCAUUAAUGGGCGGUGUGUAAACACAGAAGGGUCUUACAGGUGUGAGUGCUUGGCAGGACUGGCUGUUGGGCCUGACGGACGUUCAUGUGUGGACACACACAUGCGCAGCACCUGCUAUGGAGCUAUUAAAAAGGGGGUGUGUGUUCACCCUUUCCAUGUAGCAGUCACCAAAUCAGUGUGCUGCUGUGCUAGCACAGACUACAGCUUUGGGGAGCCCUGCCAACCGUGCCCUGGCCUAAAUUCAGCGGAAUUCAAUGCCUUGUGUCAAAGCGGGAUUGGAUUUUCAGUUGACGGAACAGACAUUAAUGAGUGUGCACUGGAUCCUGAUAUCUGCUCUAAUGGAGUAUGUGAGAAUCUGAGAGGAGGCUACCGCUGUAUCUGCAACACAGGCUAUGAGACUGACCAGAGUGGCCGGGCCUGUCUUGAUGUUGAUGAAUGCCUGGUGAACAGACUGCUCUGUGAUAAUGGAUUGUGUAGGAACGUUCCAGGUAGCUACACCUGUACAUGUCCCCUGGGUUAUGUCUUCAGAGAGGACACAGAUACAUGUGAAGACCUGAAUGAAUGCAAUAGCAGUCCAUGUAUUAAUGGAGUGUGUAAGAACAAUGCAGGCUCUUUCUCAUGUGUAUGCUCUCCUGGCAGCGUACUUGAUCGAACUGGCCUAAUUUGCAUCGACUCUCUAAAGGCGACAUGCUGGAUGAACAUCCAAGAAGGCCGGUGCGAGGUGAAUAUAAAUGGCGCCACUUUGAGAUCUGAGUGCUGUGCCACGCUGGGAGCUGCAUGGGGAAGUCCCUGUGAGCCAUGUGAGAGGGAUCUUAUCUGUCAAAGAGGCUUCACGCGACCAAGAGGGACUCUUUGUGAAGACGUUAAUGAAUGCGAGGUGUUUCCUGGUGUGUGUCUGAAUGGACGGUGUGUGAACACACAAGGCUCCUUUAAGUGCCAGUGUCCUGAAGGACUGACACUGGACGGCACUGGACGCCUCUGUAUCGACAUUCGCUCAGAGCUUUGCUACCUGACCUAUGAUGAGGACAUGUGUGGUCAGCCAGUGCCUGGAAGAUUCAGGAUGGAUGUAUGCUGCUGCACAGUCGGAGCUGCCUGGGGAAAGGAGUGUGAGGCGUGCCCUGAGCCUGGCACACGCGAGUAUGAAACGCUGUGUCCUAGAGGACCUGGCUUUGCCAACCGUGGGGACAUACUUCCAGGCAGACCUAUGUAUAAAGACAUUAACGAAUGUAAAGUGUUCCCCAGUAUUUGUACACACGGAAUAUGCCGGAACACGAUCGGGAGCUUCAGAUGUCGCUGUAAUAGCGGGUUUACUCUGGAUACGGAUGGACGUAACUGCACAGACAUCGAAGAGUGUCAGAUCUCCCCUGACCUGUGUGGACACGGGAUGUGUGUGAACACGCCAGGCGGUUUCGAGUGUGACUGCUUGCCAGGUUAUGAGAGUGGCUUCAUGAUGAUGAAGAACUGCAUGGAUAUUGACGAGUGUGAGCGGAAUCCUGCACUGUGUCGCGGAGGCUCCUGUGAGAACACAGAAGGUAGUUACCAAUGUGUGUGUCCACCUGGCCAUCAGUUAUCUGAGGGUGCGGAGGCAUGUGAAGAUGUUAACGAGUGUGAACUAAGUGCUACUCUGUGCCCCAACGGGGAGUGUGUGAAUGUGGCUGGCACUUACCACUGCUCUUGUUUUUCUGGAUUCCAGUCAAUCCCAGACAGAAAAGGGUGCACAGACAUAGAUGAGUGCACCAUUGAGAAUGGAGGCUGUGACUUCCACUGCACUAACUCAGAGGGCAGCUACAGCUGCAGCUGUGGUCAGGGAUAUGCCCUAAUGCCAGAUCAGAGAACCUGUACAGAUGUGGACGAAUGUGAAGAAGAGCCUGAUAUAUGUGAUGGUGGUCAGUGUACUAAUGUUCCUGGAGAGUACCACUGUGAUUGUUACGAUGGAUACACGUCUUCCAUGAUCACAAAAACUUGUCUAGAUGUGAACGAGUGUGAGGUCAGUGCCAACAUCUGCAUGUUUGGAGAGUGCGAGAACACCAAGGGCUCAUUCAUCUGCCAUUGUGAGGUUGGCUACUCUGUGAAAAAGGGUUCGUCAGGCUGCACAGAUGUUGAUGAGUGUAAGAUCAAUGCCCACAACUGUGCCAUACAUGCCACCUGUGUUAACACCCCUGGAAGCUUUCAGUGCUCCUGCAAAGAGGGAUGGGUAGGCAAUGGAGUGAAAUGUGUUGAUGUGGAUGAAUGCACCAAUCAGACCCACAGGUGCAGUCCUAAUGCUAAGUGUACGAACACACCCGGCUCUUACCGCUGUGCCUGCUCAAAGGGGUUUAAAGGCGACGGCUUUACCUGCCUAGACAUAGACGAGUGUACUGACAAUGCUGAGCUAUGUGAGAACGGCCAGUGUCUAAACAUCCCAGGAGGAUAUCGCUGUGACUGUGAGAUGGGCUUCACUCCAACCCCUGACAGCAGAGCUUGCCAAGAUAUCGAUGAGUGCUCCUUUCAGCAACUCUGUGUAUUUGGUACAUGUAAAAACCUCCCUGGCAUGUUCCACUGCAUCUGUGACGAGGGCUAUGAGUUAGACCGAUCAGGGGGCAACUGCACAGAUGUUGAUGAAUGCUUGGACCCUAUAAACUGUGUGAACGGACACUGUGUGAACACACCAGGCUCUUAUGAAUGUAACUGCCCUACAGACUACGAACUUAACCCAACUGGAGUCGGUUGUGUUGGUGUGUAUGUCUAUUGCUGUAUUAUCAUUGCUGAAGGUCAACUUGACAAGGUCAUCUUGUGUUUUAGCAUUAAUCUUCGUUCUUAUUUACUUCCGUUGUUAGAUCCACGUGUAGGGACCUGUUUUCUGGAAGUGUUGAAGCGUGGGCAUGCUGGCCUGGCCUGUAGUGUGGAGGUGGGCGUUGGGGUCAGUCGCUCAUCCUGCUGCUGCUCCUUGGGCCGAGCCUGGGGAAACCCCUGUGAAUUCUGCCCUCCUGUCAACUCCUCGGACUAUAACACACUGUGUCCAGGAGGAGAGGGAUUCAGGCCCAACCUAAUUACUAUUAUACUGGAGGACAUUGAUGAGUGUCAGGAGCUUCCUGGUCUGUGCCAGGGUGGAAACUGUAUCAACACUUUUGGCAGCUUCCAGUGUGACUGUCCAAAAGGCUACUACCUCAAUGCAGACAGCCGUAUUUGUGAGGAUAUUGAUGAGUGUUUGGUGAAUCCUGGGAUCUGUGGUCCAGGCACAUGCUAUAACACACUGGGCAAUUACACUUGUGUGUGUCCUCAGGAUUACAUGCAGGUCAAUGGAGGCAAUAAGUGCAUGGACAUGAGGAAAGGACUUUGCUUUCGCAACUACAAUGGCACCACAUGUGAGAAUGAGCUGUCCUUCAACAUUACGCACCGCAUCUGCUGCUGUGGCUACAACAUGGGCAAAGCCUGGAACAAACCCUGUCAGGCAUGUCCCAUACCAGGCACUGAGGGCUUUCACACUCUUUGUGGAAAUAUUGCACCAGGGUUUGAAAUUAACAUUGAAACUGGAAAACCAGUGGAUAUUGAUGAGUGUCGGGAGAUUCCAGGGAUCUGUGCCAACGGUGUAUGCAUCAACCAUAUUGGAAGUUUUCACUGUGAAUGUCCAAGAGGAUUCAGCUACAAUGAUUUGCUACUUAUAUGUGAAGACAACGAUGAGUGUAGUGGUUCAGAGAUCUUGUGCCAGAGGAAUGCAGACUGUAUUAACAGUCCUGGCAGCUAUCGCUGUGAGUGCUCGGACGGCUUCAAGCUCUCACCCGUUGGAGCCUGUAUAGACCGAAACGAGUGUUUGGAAACCCCCAACCUUUGCAGUCAUGGCAAGUGUGUGGACAUCCAAGGUGGCUAUAUGUGUACAUGCCAUGCUGGCUUCAUGGCCACCCCCAGUGGCAAGAUGUGCAUGGACAUUGAUGAGUGUGUGCAUCAGCCUUGUAGAAAUGGCUCAUGUAAGAACACUGUGGGAUCCUACAACUGCCUCUGCCACCCGGGCUUUGAGCUCACUCUAAAUAACCAGUGCACAGAUAUCGAUGAAUGUUCAGCAGCAUAUGGUCAGCUGUGCAGAAAUGGCCAUUGCAUUAACAGUAUUGGCUCCUUCCAAUGCCUGUGUGAGGAUGGCUAUGAUCUCACCCAGGAUGGGAAGAAAUGUGUUGAUGUGAAUGAGUGUAUAAUGUUACCUGGAAUAUGUGCUCCUGGAACAUGCCAUAACUUGGACGGCUCUUUUCGCUGUAUCUGUCCACCUGGUUACAUUGUACAGAGCAACCACUGUGUAGAUGAGAAUGAGUGUGAUGAGGACCCCAACAUCUGUCUGUUUGGCUCCUGCUACAAUAACCCAGGCAGCUUCAUAUGUGUGUGCAAACCAGGCUUUGUUCUCUCAGAAAGUGGACGGCGGUGUUAUGACACAAGAGAGAGCUUUUGCUUCACCCGCUUUGAGAAUGGAAAAUGCUCCAACCCUCAGGCAUUCAACACCACCAAAGACAAGUGCUGCUGUAGCACCAUGUCCAAGGAGGGCUGGGGCUACCCCUGUGAGCUCUGCCCCAAAGAGCAUGAUGCUGGAUUUCAGGACCUGUGUCCUUUUGGUUAUGGAAUCAUUCCGGGGAUUGGGGAUACAAUCAUUGAUCUGAACGAAUGCGUGGAGAACCCAGGCAUUUGUCACAACGGCCACUGCAUCAACACCGAUGGCUCGUUCCGCUGCGAGUGUUCUACAGGCUACACGCUCGAUUACACUGGAAUGCAUUGUGUUGAUAUUGAUGAGUGUGCAGUGGGGAAUCCAUGUGGAAACGGUACUUGCGCUAAUGUGAUGGGAAGCUUUGAGUGCAACUGUGAGGAAGGUUUUGAGCCAGGGCCCAUGAUGACAUGUGAAGAUAUAAAUGAAUGUGCACAGAACCCUUUGCUCUGUGCGUUCCGCUGCAUCAAUACGUUUGGAGGAUAUGAGUGCUCCUGUCCGUCUGGAUACACACUCCGACAUGAUGGGAGAAUGUGUCAGGACCUGGAUGAGUGUGCAGAGGGUUUACAUGACUGUGACACCAGGGGUAUGAACUGUAAGAACCUCAUCGGAACCUUCAUGUGCGUGUGUCCUCCUGGAUUAGUGCGCAAGAUGGAUGACGAAGUGUGUCAUGAUGAGAACGAGUGCCGCACUCAGCCAGGUAUUUGUGAGAAUGGCCGCUGUGUGAACACUAUAGGCAGUUACGUGUGUGAGUGUGGAGAAGGCUUCCAGCCUGACUCUACACACACUCAGUGCCUUGACCACAGACGAGGCUUCUGUUUCACGGAGGUGCUGCAGACCAUGUGUCAGAUGUCCUCUAGCAGCAGAAUACCCAGCACCAAAUCCCAGUGCUGCUGCGAAAGUGGGCGUGGCUGGGGGAACCAGUGCGAACUCUGUCCCCUGCCAGGCACUGCCAAGUACAAGAAACUGUGUCCACACGGGCCCGGCUAUGCCACAGAUGGCACAGAUAUAGAUGAGUGUAAGGUCAUACCAGAUGUGUGUAAGAAUGGCCAGUGUAUCAACACUAUGGGUUCCUUUCAAUGUCACUGUAAUCCAGGCUACACAGUCAUCAUUACAGGCACUGCUUGUGUUGACUUGGAUGAAUGUGUAAUGUCCCCAAAGCCAUGCAACUUUAUCUGCAAGAACACAGAGGGUAGCUAUGUGUGCUCCUGUCCACGUGGUUAUAUCUUGCAAGAGGAUGGCAGAACAUGUAAAGAUUUGGACGAAUGCCAGUUAAAGAGGCACAACUGCCAGUUUAUGUGUAUUAACACCAUCGGUGGCUUCGCUUGCAAAUGCCCUCCGGGCUUUAAGCAACACCACACUGCCUGCAUGGAUAAUAACGAGUGUGCAGUAGAGCCCAGUCUGUGUGGAGCUAAGGGCAUCUGCCAGAACUCACCAGGCAGCUUUAGCUGUGAAUGCCAGCAAGGAUUCAGCCUGGACUCUACUGGCCUGCAAUGUGAAGAUAUUGAUGAGUGUACAAGUAAUCAUAGAUGUCAGUAUGGUUGUGACAACAUGUCAGGGGGGUACCGCUGCAGUUGUCCCCAAGGCUACACCCAGCACUACCAGUGGAACCAGUGUGUUGAUGAGAAUGAGUGCUCCACUCCUGGCACCUGUGGCUCAGCGUCAUGUUACAACACAUUGGGCAGCUUCAAGUGUGCCUGUCCGCCUGGAUUCAACUUCGAGCAGCUCUCCAGCAGCUGCCAGGACGUGGAUGAGUGCGGCUCCUUUAAAAACCCCUGCAGCUACGGCUGCUCCAACACCCAAGGAGGCUAUACAUGCGGCUGUCCUCCUGGAUACUACAGGGUCGGCCAAGGGCACUGUGUUUCAGGUCUGGGCUUUGGAAAGGGUCAGCUGGGAUCUGUCAGUGCAGCUAGUACAGCAGAGGAUAAUAGACUCGCUCCUGAAGACUGCUAUGAUUGCAAUGUCAACAGUCCACAUAAGAAAGGAAUCCGGAAGAGACACACCAUCCAGCAAACAGAGCCAGAGGAGGAAGCUCCAGUUAUCCUGGACAGCGUGGACAUGGAGCAGCCUCUGCUAGUGGUGCUCAACAUAUCCCAAUGCAACAACAAAGAGCACAUCCUGGAGCUGGUGCCUGCCAUCAGACCUCUCAUUCAUCACGUCACUUAUAACAUCACAGAAGGCAAUCAGGGUGAAAUAUUCCAACUCCGGCAGCGUGAGGAGCUCACCUACCUGCACUGCAUACCUGAGAAAGCUAUUCCAGGAUUUUAUAUUUUGAUGAUCAGCAGUUCUCCACUUUAUGAUCAUGCAGAGCUGCUGCAGUUAGAGGACAACAGGGACAGAGACUACCUCUCAGGUGAGCUAGGACAGAACCUGCACAUGAAGCUGCACAUUACAUUACAGUAAAGCAGCACUGUGUGUCACUCUCAUACCAAAAACCAGCAGCUCUCAUUCUGAAUGAAUACACCAGCAGUAGGUUUGAUAUAUCAGUGUUUGGCGGGCAAUAAGAUAUUUUUUUUGUUGUUGUUUUACACAAGUGCCUGCAGUAUACCUACAGUGAUAUUUCAUUGUGCUUUUCUAAAAUGUAAAUGAACUCUAUUUACGGGUCACACCUUCCAUAAAGAAGGAGCCAAAGCUAAAACUGUAGACAUGGUCUCAUCCAAUUCAAUCAUUCUGGUGCAGCUUCAACAUCAGGUAAAGGCACGUCUUUAAAAUGGCUGUAUUCUUUUAAAAAUGGUGACAGGAUAUAUAAUGGAUAUAUAAUGGUUAUUAAUGUAAUAUUAUCCAUAAAAGUGUGACAGUUGAACACUCCUAUUCAAAGUGUAU
Ictalurus furcatus (blue catfish) is the source of this 9287-nucleotide messenger RNA. Its product is annotated as fibrillin-2. The transcript has 64 exons. The coding region runs from base 84 to 8867 and encodes 2927 amino acids. Gene Ontology annotation, molecular function: calcium ion binding. Lineage: Eukaryota; Metazoa; Chordata; Actinopteri; Siluriformes; Ictaluridae. The record is from RefSeq and is a predicted model, not a curated record.